AUGUUGGGCCUCGCUGCGCGCCCGAAGGCGGGCGGCGGGGCAGUGGGGCGCGGCCAGCGCGGGUCCCGGUGCGUCGUGCGCGCCGCGAACACGUGGGGCGAGCUCUUCAGGGUCACGACCUUCGGGGAGUCGCACGGGAAGGGCGUUGGCUGCGUGAUUGACGGCGUUCCACCGCGUCUCGAGAUCUCAGAGGAGGAGAUUCAGUUUGAGCUCAACCGCCGCAAGCCCGGGCAGUCCAUCAUCACCACGCCGCGCAAGGAGGACGACGCGUGCGAGAUCCUGUCGGGCGUAGUCGACGGCGUGACCCUCGGGACGCCGCUGGCCAUCCUCGUGCGCAACGCGAACCAGCGCUCGAAGGACUACAAGGAGAUGCAGGUCGCGUACCGGCCCAGCCACGCCGACGCGACAUACGACAUGAAGUACGGUAUUCGCGCCAUCGCUGGCGGCGGACGAUCGUCGGCGCGCGAAACCAUCGGGCGCGUGGCCGCGGGCGCGGUCGCGAAGAAGCUGAUGUCAGUUCUGCACGGCACGGAGGUCCUCGCCUUCGUCAGCACCGUGCGCGACAUCGACAGCGACGUAGACCUGAGCGCCUUCACCCUCGCCGACGUGGAGUCGAACAUCGUGCGCUGCCCGGACCAGGAGGCCGCGGAGCGCAUGAUCGAGGCCAUCAACGACGUCCGGACGCGCGGGGAGUCGUGCGGCGGCACCGUCACGUGCGUGGCGCGCAACGUGCCCCAGGGCCUCGGCGCCCCGGUCUUCGACAAGCUCGAGGCCGAGCUCGCGAAGGCGCUCAUGAGCCUCCCGGCCACGAAGGGCUUCGAGAUCGGCAGCGGGUUCGCGGGGUCGCGGAUGCUCGGCUCGGAGCACAACGACCCGUUCUACAUGGAGGGCGGGCGCGUGCGGACGCGGUCGAACCGGUCGGGCGGAAUCCAGGGCGGGAUCUCGAACGGCGAGGACAUCGUCGUGCGCGUGGCGUUCAAGCCGACGUCGACGAUCGGCCUCAAGCAGGAGACGGUGACGCGGGACGGCGAGGAGGUGGAGCUGCGUGCGCGCGGGCGGCACGACCCGUGCGUGGUGCCGCGCGCGGUGCCGAUGGUCGAGAGCAUGGUGGCGUGCGUGCUGGCGGACCACCUGAUGCGGCACCUGGGGACCUGCGAGGUGCUCCCACGCACGGGCUCGUUCGAGGAGCAGAAGGAGGGCAUGGACAAGGGCGAGGAGACUACCGUGAUCAACCAGGUGUAG
Messenger RNA from Pedinophyceae sp. YPF-701, 1242 nucleotides. Lineage: Eukaryota; Viridiplantae; Chlorophyta; Pedinophyceae. The record is from the annotation of a GenBank genome assembly.